Molecule: messenger RNA, 1146 nt
Organism: Closterium sp. Naga37s-1
Lineage: Eukaryota; Viridiplantae; Streptophyta; Zygnematophyceae; Desmidiales; Closteriaceae
Source: the annotation of a GenBank genome assembly
AUGAAUAUUUUUCAGUCGGCCUUCUCUGCUCCCAACGGCUCCAUCUUCCUCACCUCAACGCCAUCCAUUGCACCAUGGGGGGCGGCAUUCACACCGCAACCCAUCGCCCUCUUCCUCUCCACCAGCAAAAAGCAGCCCUGCGACCAGCCCAUUGCCUUUUCUGUCUCGUUCGCGUUUCGAAUGACACCUGCUGCUCCUACCUCUGGUAGUGCUGCUGCAGGCGCAGGCAGCAGCACAACAGGCGAGGGCCUGGCGUUUGUGGUCACUGCGGCGGCACCCCAGGGGGCUGCAGCGGGGGUGGGGCUGGGAGGGGUGGGGAAGCGGAGUGUGGCGGUGGAGUUUGACUCGGUGCUGAGUGUGAAGCACAGCGACCCCAACGACAACCACGUGGGCGUCAAUGUGGGCGGCUCACCUGUGUCCCUCGCCUCUGCCACGGCCCCUCUCAUCCUCAACGACGGCCACACCAAGCACGCCUGGAUCCACUACGACCCCACCAGCGGCGGCACUCUCCGAGUCUUCCUCUCAGCCUCCAGACAGCAACCAUCCAAGGCUGUGCUGACGGCGAGAGUGUCUCUGUGCAGCGCGGUCAAGCCCACCGUAGGUGGUGGCUCCUUCCUCUUCGGAUUUUUGGCAGCCUCUGCAAACAACACUCAGAGUCAUGACAUCCUCUCAUGGAAGAUUGUCACUGGCAAAGCAUUCGGCCACGUGGCAUCAGCAGAGGAGGGGGCAGCAGGCAGUGAAGGCGAGAGUGUGCCCUCCUCCUUCCACUAUGCCAGCCUCGCCUUUCAAUCAGACAGCCCAUUGCAUCAGCCCACGCUGACACUCCCACCGUGUCCCUCCCUGCACACUCCUCCCUGCACACUCCUCCCUGCACACUCCUCCCUUCACGCCCCUCCCUUCACGCCCCUCCCUACACGCCCCUCCCUGCACGCCCUUCCCUGCCCGCCCCUCUUCGCACGCCCAUCCCCUCUCCGGCCUGCAGCCGACUCCUCGGCGCACGCGGUGGUGGCGGCGGUGGAAGCGGCCUACAGCAUCGCCAGCAACGGGUCGCAGCCCCCCCGGCUGUCGGUGGAGCAGCUGCGGGUGGCCCUGUCGGCCAACUGCGACGACAUGCCUCCGCGCGAUGUGCUUGUCAGAUUUAUAUGA